Molecule: messenger RNA, 1452 nt
Organism: Spea bombifrons (plains spadefoot toad)
Lineage: Eukaryota; Metazoa; Chordata; Amphibia; Anura; Pelobatidae
Gene: DDIT4
Product: DNA damage inducible transcript 4
Exons: 3
Coding region: 132-809 (225 amino acids)
Biological process (GO): apoptotic process; negative regulation of TOR signaling; response to hypoxia
Cellular component (GO): cytoplasm
Molecular function (GO): 14-3-3 protein binding
Source: RefSeq, a predicted model, not a curated record
GCGGGGAGCAAUCCCAGAAACACAAAAAUAGCACACAAACAAGCACUUAAUACGAAACUUAGAUUUCCGCCUGAAUCUUGGAUUUAACGCUGGACUUUUUGACGUGCACUUAAACGAUAAAGGCUCGAAGGAUGCCUGCUCCGUGUUAUUCCUUUUCUGCCAUGUCUCUGCCGCCACCUAUUCUAGAAGAACCCCCAGCUCCACCAGACUUCUGGGAUGUAGAGUGUGCUGAUCUUUCCCAAAGAUGUUCCAGUCUUCCCAACUCGGACUGCGAAUCACUCACCAGUAGCAACUCCUUUUCAGAAUGUGAUUUCGAUGGCGUGGAUAAUGACUGCACAGAUAACAUUUCAUUGUCCGACCCUGAUCUUCUGAGUGAUCCUGAAGGGGAACAGCUGUGCCCUAGUCUUCUGAAGCUAAUAAAGCGCUGUCUGUCCAAAGCUAGAAUCAGCUCCUUAAGGUGCGCAAGACUUCUUCCUCCUGAUGACCUUCUUGAUAAUUUGGGACAUGAGCUCCUGCACCUGGCGUACAGUGAGCCCUGUGGACUUAGGGGUGCACUUAUUGAUUUGUGUGUAGAACAUGGCAAGACAUGCCACAGCGUGGCACAGAUCACAGCGGAUCAAGCAGUAAUACCUACUUUCCAGUUGACUGUAUUGUUGCGUCUGGAUUCCAGACUGUGGCCUAGAAUUCAAGGUCUGUUCAGCACUAAACCAGUCCCUGGUUCCGGACAGUCUCUAAAACUCAGUCCAGGAUUCAAGGUUCUUAAAAAGAAACUGUACAGUUCCGAAGAAUUAAUUAUUGAAGAAUGCUAAUUUGAAUGAAUUAAGUUGACUCUGUAACUUGGUACUUUUGAAGGGUAGCAGGGGUUUAUUUUAUAAAAAGAGUGGGACUUUUUUAAUACAAGUUGACUUUUAUGGAUUUUUUUUCUUGUGUGACUACUGGUCUCUUGCUGGAGUCUCUUGAUGUGCUUCAAGUCAACUCUAGCUCUUAAAAUUGGUCUUUAAAAGCCAUGUGGAUCGACAAAGCCACAUGGCGCUUAAAGGUUGAUGGGGAAACACAUUUUUUGUUUUAUUUAAGGGAUUCGGUAUCACUCAGAUUUUCUGCAACGUGUACCAUUGCAGGAAAUAUGCACAAACUAUUGCCAUGUAGUAUUAAAAGUGCACUAGUAAUGGGUUUUGUAAUGUCUGUUUGCAGCUGGUCUGCACUAUAAGGUGUUUGCCUCUCUACCUCUUAUAGAGGGCAAAAAAUUGUAAGUUUGCCUUGUUUUGGGAACAUUUGAUAUUACUACUGAUGCUAUGGCAGCUAUUUGUUUGUUUUUAUUGUGGCACUCGGCCAUUUAUUCUAGAAAGCACUACCAUUUAUAUCAAUAUACUGAAUUACAGUGAUAAACUUGAUGUUCAAGUUGGAAUUUUCACAAUGUGCCUUUUUUACUUUUCUAAUAAACGGUUAACCGUA